Messenger RNA from Striga hermonthica, 534 nucleotides. Lineage: Eukaryota; Viridiplantae; Streptophyta; Magnoliopsida; Lamiales; Orobanchaceae. The record is from the annotation of a GenBank genome assembly.
AUGGCAGGCGAAAGCACAAUCAAACCAAACCCAGGAAACAGUCAUCACGAAUUUACCAAAAUAACCCUCAGGCCUAUCGAAUUAUCGGACACAGACGAUUUCAUGGUGUGGGCAACAGAUGACAGGGUAACCAAAUUUUGCAUUUGGGACACAUACACUUCAAGAAGCCAAGCCCUUGAUUUCAUCACCAAUUUCGCCAUUCCCCACCCGUGGUUGCGGGCAGUUUGCCUCGACGAUCGGGCCAUCGGGUCGAUUUCAGUCAGCCCGAAUUCAGGCAACAACAGCUGCAGGGCCGAGCUCGGUUACGUGUUAGCUCACGAGCACUGGGGAAAAGGGAUAGCCACGGAAGCAGUAAAAAUGGUGGUCUCGAGUAUUUUUGGGGAGUUGCCGGGUUUAGAGAGGCUCGAGGCUUUUGUGGAUGUGAAAAAUAAAGGGUCACAAAGGGGCGGCCGUCAUAGUACCCUGUCCUCAGAUAUCUCUGGCGACGGCAUACUCCACGCGGGCCUGGUGACGGUUGGGGCCGAGCUGGGCUGA